Messenger RNA from Periophthalmus magnuspinnatus, 3387 nucleotides. RefSeq names its product eph receptor A6 (gene epha6). Gene Ontology annotation, biological process: protein phosphorylation; axon guidance; cell surface receptor protein tyrosine kinase signaling pathway. Gene Ontology annotation, cellular component: plasma membrane; neuron projection. The transcript is spliced from 20 exons. The record is from RefSeq and is a predicted model, not a curated record. Bases 1 to 2973 code for a protein of 990 amino acids. Lineage: Eukaryota; Metazoa; Chordata; Actinopteri; Gobiiformes; Gobiidae. Gene Ontology annotation, molecular function: transmembrane-ephrin receptor activity; ATP binding; protein binding.
AUGUGCGCCAUAAGGAGAUACUGUGUGUUUGUGUUCGUGCUCAGGAGUGUUCUGUCGGACCCGGGAACCACGAACCAAGUGGUUCUGCUGGACACCACAACGGUGCUUGGAGAGCUGGACUGGAAGACCUAUCCCGUGAACGGGUGGGACGCUAUCACAGAAAUGGAUGAGCAGAAUCGACCAAUCCACACGUUCCAGGUGUGUCAUGUGAUGGAGCCCAAUCAAAACAACUGGCUCCGGUCGGGAUGGAUCAGACGACAGGCAGCACAAAGGGUGUAUGUGGAGCUGCGUUUCACUCUCAGAGAUUGUAACUCCAUUCCCUGGGUGUCUGGCACAUGUAAAGAGACCUUCAACCUGUUCUACCUGCAGUCUGAGGAGCCGCUGCCCUCCACCACGCGCUUCAGGCCCACGGACUACGCCAAGGUGGACACGAUCGCGGCGGAUGAGAGCUUCACACAGACUGAUCUUGGAGACAGAGUUCUCCGCCUGAACACUGAAGUCCGCGAGGUCGGGCCCAUCACAAGAAAAGGAUUCUACUUGGCUUUUCAGGAUGUGGGAGCGUGUAUAGCUCUGGUGUCUGUCAAGGUGUUCUACAAGCGCUGCCCCUCCACCAUGAGAAACCUGGCGGCGUUUCCGGACACGGUGCCGCACAUGGACUCGUCGUCUCUGGUGGAGGUGAGAGGGGCGUGUGUGGAGAAUGCAGAAGAGCGCGACACUCCCAAACUGUACUGCGGCGCCGACGGCGACUGGCUGGUCCCGCUGGGUCGCUGUGUCUGCAGCAUCGGCCACGAGGAGACGGACGGACACUGCCAGGCUUGUAAACCUGGAUUCUUCAAGGCGUUUGGGGGAAACACAAAAUGCUCCAAGUGUCCUCCUCACAGCUCCAGCCACGAUCAGGCCGCCACCGUCUGCCACUGCGACAAGAGCUUCUACCGAGCGCUCAAAGACCCCUCCACCAUGGCCUGCACGAGACCCCCGUCAGCUCCCAGGAACGUGGUGUCCCUGAUAAACGACACGGCGCUGUUCCUUCAGUGGAUGCCUCCGCGGGACAGUGGGGGCAGGAAGGACCUGUCCUAUAACGUGUUGUGCCAGCGCUGUGACGCUCUGGACAGCGGGGGGAGCCAGUGCGAGCCCUGUGAGCCCGACCUGCGCUUUAUCCCCAAAGCGCUGGGCCUGACCGGGACGUCUGUGGCGAUCCUGGAGUACGCCGUACACGCAAACUACACUUUCCACGUGGAGGCGGUGAACGGGGUGUCGGGGCUGGCCGUGGCGGCGAGGUCCUUGGCCAAUAUCACCGUGAACACGCACCAGGCUGGUCCGGCGCUGGUGGGGGUGGUCAGAAAGGACUGGGCCACUGAGAACAGCAUCGCCCUCUCCUGGGAGCAGGUGGAACAGCCUCCAGCAGACGUGGUGGAUUAUGAAGUCAAGUACUAUGAAAGGGUAAACCCGCAGCUGAGUUACUCUUCGACCCGCACUCGGACGCCCAGUGUGGUGGUGACGGGCCUCAGACCCUCCACGGUCUAUGUGUUUCACGUGCGCACACGGACCACGGCCGGAUUCACCGCCUACAGCCCCAACUUUGAGUUUUCUACAGCGGCCGAAGAUCCUGAUGUCGCAGACCAGGGACAGGUUUUGGUGGUGGUCACGGCUUCGGUGGGCGGGUUCUCGCUGCUGGUCAUCCUCACCCUGUUCCUCCUCAUCACUGGACGGUGUCAGGGGUAUAUCAAAGCCAGGAUGAAGUCAGAGGAGAAGCGAAGGACACGUUUCCACAGCGGACAUGUGCCGUUUUCUGGGAUUAAGACAUACGUGGAUCCAGACACAUAUGAAGACCCAGCUCAGGCCGUGGAGGAGUUUGCAAAAGAGAUCGAUCCUUCGUACAUCUGCAUCGAGAGGGUGAUUGGAGCAGGUGAGUUUGGCGAGGUGUGCAGUGGGCGUCUGCGUUUACCGGGCAGGAUGGACGUCCCCGUGGCAAUAAAAACGCUCAAAGGAGGAUAUUCAGAACAGCAGAGGCGGGACUUUCUGCGAGAAGCAUCGAUCAUGGGUCAGUUCAGCUGCACCAAUAUCAUCCGACUGGAAGGAGUCGUCACCAACAGCAGACCGGUCAUGAUAGUUGUGGAGUACAUGGAGAAUGGGGCCCUGGACUCGUUCUUAAGGAGUCGUGAUGGUCAGUUCACCGUGCUGCAGCUCGUGGGUAUGCUGCGGGGCAUCGCUCUGGGGAUGACCUAUCUGUCAGACAUGGGCUACGUGCACCGGGAUCUAGCAGCGCGAAACAUUCUGGUCGACAAGAGUCUGGUGUGUAAAGUGUCUGAUUUUGGCAUGUCCCGAGUGCUGGAGGACGACUCUGAGGCGGCGUACACGGCCACAGGAGGGAAAAUACCAAUACGCUGGACGGCACCAGAGGCGAUCGCUUAUGGGAAAUUCUCAUCUGCCAGUGACGUGUGGAGCUUCGGGAUCGUCAUGUGGGAAGUGAUGUCUUAUGGAGAAAGGCCGUACUGGGAGAUGUCCAACCAAGAUGUGAUUUUAUCCAUAGAAGAAGGCUAUCGUCUCCCCGCGCCGAUGGGCUGUCCCGUCACUCUGCACCAGCUCAUGUUGCACUGUUGGCAGAAGGACGCGGGACAACGACCAAACUUCACUGAUGUCCUCUCCUUCCUCGAUAAACUCAUCAUUAGCCCUGGGAGUCUGCUAACUCUGGCAAACGACGCUCAAAGCUUAACUGAGUCGCCAGAGGAUCUUCCAGACUAUCCUCUGUUCAUCUCCAUCGGCGACUGGCUCGACUCCAUCAAAAUGAGCCAGUACAAGAACAACUUCCUCGCAGCAGGAUACACAACUCUGGACUCCAUCUCCACCAUGAGCAUAGAUGACAUUAGACGAAUCGGCAUCUGUUUGAUCGGUCACCAGAGACGGAUCAUCAGCAGCAUACAGUCUCUGCGCCUCCAGCUUCACCACAUCCAGCAGAACGGCUUUCAAGUCUGAGCUCCCAUCAGUAAAAACUGUUGAACUGAACUGGAAGUGAAGCAGAGACCUUCCACAUCACCAUUUGAUUAAUUGCAAAAACACCAGACUGUUAGGUGUAGCAGGUUAUACCACUCACCGCUCAUUUGGGAGCUGUCAGGUGCUUGGCCAGAUGUCGUCUAGUUAAAAUCACACACGUAUCAUCUUUAGAUCUUCAGAAAUACUGUCACCCACAACAACCAAACCUCUGUCAGAGCUCGACAAACUCUCAAGAACUCAGCAACCGCAUCUCACUUGAAUUUUGGACCGACUUUCUUCCCGUAGUAUUUUCAAGUGUUCACAAUACCUCUUCUCUCUCCAAGUGACAAUCUGAGAUAGACUUUGAAAGGUGUCCAGUUACCUCAUGAGCUGAGAUGGUGUGAGAUGUGUGGUAAG